Rhipicephalus microplus (southern cattle tick) is the source of this 3040-nucleotide messenger RNA. RefSeq names its product xibalbin-1. Lineage: Eukaryota; Metazoa; Arthropoda; Arachnida; Ixodida; Ixodidae. Gene Ontology annotation, molecular function: ion channel inhibitor activity. Gene Ontology annotation, cellular component: extracellular region. The record is from RefSeq and is a predicted model, not a curated record.
GGCGGUCACUCCACACUCAGUCAAAUCUCAGCACUCCACACCUUCUACAAGCAGAAUGCAGUCGCAGCUGGUUGCCCUCACCUUAGUAGUCAUUUUCCUCGUGGGGACAGUGCUUGCUGUGCCCUACAACAACUACGAUGAUCAGCUAUUAGAUGAAUAUAAGCAGCGGCUUGAGAACUACUUGAUGUCUGCCGAUAAGCGCAGCUGCAUUCGGCGGGGGGCAACCUGCGAUGGCCGACCCAACGACUGCUGCAACCAGUCGGCUUGCCGCUGCAAUCUCUGGGGCACCAACUGUCGAUGCCAGAGGGCCGGUCUCUUUCAGUCGCUGGGCAAGAAGUGAGCAGGCCUGCCAGGCUAACAGCGGUCUCCACGGCGGCUCGUCGGCAAAAUACCUACUUCGUCAUUUUCGUUUGCUCCAGUGUGGAUGUCAAAACAAGAAGUGUCAGCUUUGUGUUGUCUUUACAGAUGUCGCUCGCUGUUGUACUUCGUUGGUUGCAGUAAAAGUAGCAGUCUAGUGCGUGUACCGGACGAACAAAAGAUACGAAGAUAAUUAAGGGCGAACUGAUCAGUAAUGAGUACUUUUUCUUUGGUGAUUCCUGUACUGGCUAUGUUUCGUCACUUUUAGCCUUCUAGCUCAGUUGAAAAAGGUAGCAGAACGUGACGACAUAAAAAUCGGAUGUCUUGUCGUCUUUUGGGACAUCUUUUGCUGAUGUGACCACAUAGCUGGUUGAAAGAUUCUUUUGGAAGUCUAUGUGCCAACAUGUUUUUGUGGCACUACAAAAUAAAUUGUAAGGCCCCAUAAGAACAUUUCUCUUGUGACAUCACAUUUUUCGCUGUAUUAAGAAAAUUCCUUUUCCUAGUUCAAGUCUCUAUUCUAACAAUAUUCACGUGACAGAAUUGUUUCUGUUGUUAGGACAACAAAUGUUUGUUGCCCAAUGGACUAGGCUGACACCACAUCAGGAAACUGAAAUAAUUACCAAAAAAUCUGUAGUAACAGCAAGUUCUGUGGUCAUUUUCAACUGCGAAAUGUUAACGCCCCUCCCCCUAAACAAAAUUGAAAGGGUUUAGUCUAAAAGGCAGUGGGCUGAGACUCCCGUUAUUUUUUUUAUGUUGCUCAACGUUACUACAGGAUGGCGCAUAAUCUUAAAAACACACACAGUUGUACAUAGCUGGAGUAUCGCUAUUACAGAAUAAUGACACCGAGUAAAUCACCAAUUAAUUUAUUUUUCUCUGUGAAGUGAUCCAACCUUCACAUCAGUUUUUGAUGGCUUUUGCUUUGAGGCUCUGUCAGAGACGCUGGAGAUAAAAUCGCCUUUUGAUUUAUAUAUAAUAUACUUUUCGUUGAUAUCGAACCUGCUUCUGCCUAAGAAACUACUGACUGUUUUGUUUGCGGGGUGGUCGCUCACUCGGAUUAGCCACACCAAGGAACUAGUACUCGGCUUGAGACAAAGAAUAUGGUUUGAUGUAGCAUGGUAAGACUUGAUCUAGGACCGUAAAAUGGCCUAGCGUAUGAUUAAGACCUGACACAUCAUAUAUCUGUUCAUAAUCGUCGUUAAGGUGUGACAGCACGUAAUGUUUAUGUACAUGUUAUAUAAACAUUGUGUUCCCAUCUGUUUGACAACGUAUAUAAAAAUAUAUGAAUGUAACUCUAAGGUGUUAACCAAGGGUGUACUGUUGGCUUUACUACCUAACAACGUUGUUGUUGUCAGUUAGUGAUUCACUGUGAUCUCUAUGUUGUUGGUUCUUCCUCUUAAAAGGAAAAUGUUACGCUUGUGUUCAUGUGACUGUUGCGGGAUAGCAUUCUCGAGCACCUUUUUUUCUGUGAAUUGUUGACAUCAUCUCGGGGUCGCUACUGCUCACACAAAAACUGCACGAAUUUCCUUCUUAUUUUCUUCUACUGCUUUGACGAUCCUGCACAAUGUCCGGCCUACUUGUUGAAAUGAAAGUGAGGUUUAAAAAAAGCGUCGCAUUUGUUCAGGUAUCUGUCUGGUGAUAAUUUCUAAACAAGUAUUAUAAGAUGUCAAGAUUGCGCAAGUUUCAAACACACUGGCCAAAUUCGUUACUGCUUCGAGACUUGUCUAAAGCUCCAAACACGUUGCUCUGAUGAAGGAUAAAUUUGCUGGAACGUUUCGUCAGCGUGAACGAUGCUAUGAGUUGUAGCGACACCCCUGUGUGUACCCUCCCAAGCAUUUGCACAACUCUGUAAAAAUAAGCACAAGUUUCCCACCAAAUUGCCCUUUUUUCCUGCAUGACUUCAACUUUCAAUUGUAACAUGACAUUUCCAAACUUCUUCAUUAAAAAACCCGAGUGUGUUUCUGUCCUUGAAACCAGCCUUCGAGGAAGUGAGGACAAAUGACAAGUACCUCUUUCUGGCACCGCACUCUCAAUGCAAUUUUCUGCUAGGACAUCGAAAGUAUUUCCUUUUGCAAAUUCUUUUAAUGCUCCACCAUUACCUGACAUUUGUACGAUUUCGUACCCUUUUUGACACACUUAUCGAUGUGAACGUUAUCUUCUCAAAUGCGUUCAUCUUUCUGUGAUCACUUUCGUUUCUUAAAAGCGAUUGAAAUGAGACAAAGGUUCACGAGGUAUGACAAGAUGAUCAGGUUUAAUAUUGGUUACGCUGUAACGAGUGGUUUUUAUUUCAGACAUGAGUUGUUCGUGAAAUAGGGCUUCCUGGGCCGCAAUUAUUUGUGGCUCCCACAGAUGAAACGUAAAAGAUAUUACAGACAACUCAUCGUUCCACAAGCAGUGCGCACGCAGCUUACAAAGGACACGAUCAAACGCUCUCGACUUUGCUGUGUGAUACUCGGAUGUACCGCUAAUUGAAUUCCUCACACUUGUGUCGUUUCCAUCUCCCUCUUGUGUGAUCCUAGACUGCACCGAGCAGUAAAAACGUGCUACACGAGCUGGUAGCAGGUUUCGAAAUCGAAAUAGUAACGUUACCCUCUGUAUACCUGUGCAUUUCUUUCGUGUUAUUUCUUUUGUAGCCAUCAGUUUUGCGUGAAUAAAGUGAGCAUAUAUUUUCGAGUCUUUUACGUGA